Molecule: messenger RNA, 2000 nt
Organism: Panicum virgatum (switchgrass)
Lineage: Eukaryota; Viridiplantae; Streptophyta; Magnoliopsida; Poales; Poaceae
Exons: 7
Coding region: 53-1609 (518 amino acids)
Biological process (GO): UDP biosynthetic process
Cellular component (GO): cytoplasm
Molecular function (GO): UMP kinase activity
Source: RefSeq, a predicted model, not a curated record
GCCAGGAGCGGAGCCCGCCGCGUAACCCUAACGCCGCCACGCGCGGCCAUCCAUGGCCUCCUGCGACGACGACUUCGGCCUCCUCGGUGACGACGCCCACCAGCCGGCAGCUCCCCCGCCCCAGCCCGCCACCGCCGCGCUGCAGCCCGCGCCGCCGCCGCAGCCCGCCCAGGCCUUCUGCUUCGCCGACGCGACCGUGGCCUCGGGCGCCGGCGCCGGCGCCGGCUCCUUCGCGCCGGCUCAGGAGGAGAGCAACCACCACGCCGAGCGCGGCAAGGCGGCGCACCACGCCAAGCGGGCCAGGGAGCGCCCUGACGAGUUCAGCAGCGAUGGGGGCGAGUACUGCUCCUACAUCAACAGCGGCGGCAGCGGCGGCGGCGGGAAGAAGGGCCGCGGUGGCGGAGGGAGCUCGGGCGCGUCGGACUACCGUAAGGAUCGGGAGGAGUGGACGGACGGCGCCAUCAGCAGCCUCCUCGACGCGUACACGGACCGAUUCGAGCAGCUCAACCGGGGGAACCUGCGAGGUCGGGACUGGGAGGACGUGGCCGGCGCUGUGACCGAUGGGCAGGGCAAACCUACUGGGGGCAAGAGCGUCGAGCAAUGUAAGAACAAGAUCGACAACCUUAAGAAGCGCUACAAGGUGGAGUGCCAGCGGCUCGCCAGCUCCGGCGCCGGCGCCAUCAGCCACUGGCCCUGGUUCAAGAAGAUGGAGCAGAUCGUCGGAAACUCUGCGUCUCCUGCCACCUCCAAGGCGCUUGUCGUAGUAGAGGAUGAAAAACCGAGGCAGCAGCAGCAGCACGGGAGCAAAAGGUACCCUCUUUCCAGCACUGGCCCUCCUACUGUGGUUGGUAGCUCCAGAGCAAACCCUCUUUCAAAUCCAAGAUGGAAGAGAGUGCUUCUGAAGAUUGGAGGGACUGCAUUGGCAGGAGCAGCUCCUCAAAAUGUUGACCCCAAGAUUAUAAUGCUGAUUGCAAGAGAAGUUCAAGUGGCGUGCCAUCAUGGUGUGGAGGUGGCAAUUGUGGUAGGAGGGCGGAAUAUAUUCUGUGGUGACAAUUGGGCAGCUGCAACUGGUACUGAUCGAGCAUCAACGUACCCAAUUGGAAUGAUGGCAUCAGUGAUGAAUUCGGUACUUCUUCAAGCAUCACUAGAAAAAAUUGGUGUGGAGACACGAGUCCAGACCGCAUUGAUGAUUCAAGAAGUUGCAGAACCAUACGUUAGGCGGCGAGCCAUACGUCACCUUGAAAAAGGGAGGGUUGUUAUCUUUGGUGGGAUUGGUGCUGGCAUAGGGAAUCCACUUUUCACAACAGAUACAGCUGCUGCCUUAAGAGCUUCUGAAAUCAAUGCAGAUGUUGUCCUUAAAGGUAUUGUUGGUGAUGAUGAAUAUGGUUGCCCUCCUAGAGGCAAUACUAACACACCAUUUGAGCACAUUUCCUUCAGGGAGUUAGCAGCAAGAGGAUUCAGCAGAAUGGACAUGACAGCAGUAACGUGUUGCGAGGAGAACAACAUUCCUGUUGUCAUCUUUAAUAUGUUAGAGCCUGGUAACAUAUCCAAGGCGAUUUGUGGAGAUCAAAUAGGCACCUUAGUUGACCAAUCUGGAAGGAUCACUUAAGAUUAUGAGGAUUUACUCUAGCACAGGUUGAGGACAUGCCAAUACUCUGGGGACCAUCAUGCAUUCUUUGCUUGCAUGGGUUUAUCGAGUGGUGCAAGGUGUUCAUCAGACGGAAGCUUGCACCUUGAUUUCGUUCAGAUGCAUGCUGUGUAUUAUGUGUUGUGUUAGCAACUAUCCACAUUUAAAAAAAGUAUUUAUCUUGUAAUACCUAUUUGUAAUGUGGUCUGUAGAUUAGUGGGAGGGCUUAUGUAAAGUGGUUCACGGGCACCCAAAUCAGAAUGUAGUGUUGUAAGUUGUAACGCUAUUGGUCAAUUUGUAGUGUUUGAGAGAUCCUCUCGCACCAUCAUUAUGCAUGUGGCCUUCCAAUAAUCAAUCGUUAUUUAUUUAUUUA